Molecule: messenger RNA, 1515 nt
Organism: Oikopleura dioica
Lineage: Eukaryota; Metazoa; Chordata; Appendicularia; Copelata; Oikopleuridae
Source: the annotation of a GenBank genome assembly
AUGGCCAAGCACAUCGAAUCGUUCAAACAGUUCUGCACUACGCAGCAAGUACCCGCCACCCUUGAUCUUCAAGACGCGCUCAAGAUCGCCGAAACACUCUCACUUGAGCUAGCGAUAACAAAGACCAAAAUCAAAGAAGAGAUAAACCGCCCUAGUGCCAGUGAGCUUGAGCUGAAUUGGAAGAAGUUACGCGACGAUUUGUGUCCGGACAUCACGAAUUUCGGUUGUGCUCGUAGCGGCUACAUUCUUAUGGAACGAAGGUCGCCAAUAAUAUUUUCCCCUGCUGCGCAAGAACUGGGCCCUCAGUGGAAAAUAUCUCCCGAAAACAUGGAAUCUAUCAAGACAAGACAACUCGUCUUUAGAAUGGACCAAAUAACAGACGAAGCCAUAGCUAGAAUUGUUCAAGAAACAUACAUAAAGUAUGCAAAGAAUGCUGCCUCGACGAAGGAAAAAAGCGAGUGGACUGUUCUAGCGGGAAUAGUACUAAUAAAAGAAAAUAGUGAGCUGGAAACAGUAGCUAUCGGAGCUGGAACUCAGUGUGUUGGGCUUUCAAGAGUCAAUCAAGCUACCCCAGGGACGAUCAUAGCAGAUAGUCAUGCCGAAGUACUGGCGAGACGAGCCUUUAUUCAUUUUCUUCUGGAAAGCAUCCAAAAGAAAGACAACUCGUAUGUUGAAGAAAUCGAAGAUGGAAAAUGGCGACUCAGGUGGAAGUUUUAUUUCUAUUCUUCCGCCCUGCCAUGUGGCGAUGCUUCUAUUGUCGAGAUGGAGUCGGAUCAGGAUGAUCCUGUCCCUGCAAAACGAGCCCGCACAGGAAUCUUAGAUGACUUUCGAUCAGAACGCGUUUUGUUGGGAGAAGGAGACAUCUUCAGGACGGGUGCAAGACCAGUGCAAUCAGGGGCAGAUCCGAAAGGUGAAGGUGCCAACUUUCACCAACUUGGGGUCAGCAGAACAAAGGGCGGCCGCGGCCCUGCCACUGUUUCUAUGAGUUGCUCAGAUAAGAUAACCAAAUGGAACUCUUGUGGGUGGCAAGGAGCGAUGCUGAGUCAUUUGUUUCACGCGCCGUUGAUUCCGCUUAAGAUGAUCUUUGGACCUUGUGUCGAUGAUCAAAAGUCCCUGACUCGUGCAUUUUCGAGACUCAAUCAAGUCGAAACAUCUGUCGUUGAAAAACCCAUCUUUGAAAAAUCUCCUCGAGCAGUUAACAACAAUGACGGAUCCAAAGUUGUUUCGGCUAGUUCUUGCUUGGCCUGGAACUUGUGCAUGGCUAAGGCGGAGCAGUUGACCGGCAAAUUAGGAUAUAAACACGGCGCAAUCAAGAAAAACUUUCGUCUGGAGAAGAGCCAUUCCAUUCUCGCGCCGAAAUAUCUAUUUAGGAAGUUUCGACAAAUCAUGCCCGACUUUGAAUCAUACGCGGAAUGCAAGUCAUCUUCGACGAAUUAUAUCAAACAGCGCGAUAAUGUCUAUCAGAAGCUGACGUGGCAACAGCACCCCCGUGAACUUGAUGUUUUCGUCGGUUAA